UACAAAUCGCCAACUGAGGCGCCAGGUGUUCACACGAGAGUACUUAAAACCAACAUCCUCGCCGACUUACGCUUCUCCUCCUCCGUCGUCUUCUUUCUUCCCUCAAACUCCCUCUCGCCUCAUACCUAGAUCUCGUCAGGAUUUCAUCUCAAAAGCUUUUUGUUCUCAGAUUUAUAUCUGUAUAGAAGGAAGGAAUCGAAAAUUUUCUCUCUAAUUUAGUUUGAUUUGGUCUGGUUUGGUUUCAUUUUGUUUUGCCUUCUUUUUUUUUUUUUCCUCUCCUCUUGAUCGAAGAAUGAGAUCUGGAAAAUCGGGGAGGAGACCUUCGGAGAUCGUUGAACUGUUUUAAGAAAUUUUUGGGGUUAUUCUUGGUCUAAAUUUCCCUUGGAUGAAGACGGAAAUGGGGACGGGAGUGGGUUCGUCAGUGUGGUCCGACGACGAACGGGCCAUGGCGGUGGCGGUCCUCGGCCACCAGGCAGUCGACUACCUCUCCUCCAGCCACAUGUCAUCCGACGGCCUCUUCGCGGCCGUCGGCGGCCACGCCGACCUCCAGACCAAGCUCCAGGACCUCGUCGACCGCCCUGUCGCACCUUGGGCCUCCGCGAUCUUCUGGCAGAUCUCCCGAUCCAAGUCCGGCGAGCUCGUCCUCGGCUGGGGCGACGGCCACUGCCGCGAGCUCCGCGACGGCGAGGAGGACCCCCGCCGCUCCGCGGCCACCCUCGACGACGGCCACCAGAAGAUGCGGAAGCGGGUGCUCCAGAAGCUCCACGUCCUCUCCGGUGGUGCCGACGACGAGAACUACGCGCUCGGGCUGGACCGGGUCACCGAUGUCGAGAUGUACUUCCUGGCCUCCAUGUACUUCUCCUUCCCCCGGGGCGCCGGCGGGCCCGGCAGGGCCCUGUCGUCCGGGGAGGACAUCUGGGUCGCCGAUCCCAGCCUUCGAUUGCCGGCAUCCGCAGUCGACUACUGCGUCCGUGCGUUCCUCGCAAGAUCCGCCGGUUUCCGGACCAUCGUGCUCGUGCCGUUCGACACCGGUGUUCUCGAAUUGGGCUCGGUAAAGACCGUGCCGGAGAGCUUCGAGGCCUUGCAGAUGAUAAGGGCCCUGUUCUCUUCCGGCGGGAGCAAGCCCGGCGACAAGAAAGAUGAGAAUGGCUCGGUUUUCCGUCUUGGGGGCCGGGCGGCGGGGGAGGAGGAGGAGUGCCCGAGGAUUUUUGGGAAGGACUUGAACAUUGGGGGGCGAUCUCCGUUCCGUGACAGGCUCUCGAUGGCAGCCAAGGUAGAAGAGAGGCCUCUGGAGAUCCAACCAAAUGGCAGAAAUCAUCAUCAUCGGAUGCUGCCAGUGCCGGCGCCGGCGCCGGCGCCGGUCUCCAGUGGUAUGGUUAAUGGGCUGAAUUGGAGUCGUACUCGUAAUCUCACUACGAAUUGUCACCAGCAGAAGUUUGGUAAUGGCGUCGUGGUGAUGGGCGGUGGCGAAGUGGAUCCCUCGGCGAGGGCAUUCCUUCCUCACAGCAACGGGGCGAGGGAGGACCCUCGGACGAACCAGUUCCCGACUCCGAAGCAGCAGCAACCACAGGCGCAGUCACAGCCGCGGCAGAUCGAUUUCAGUGGCGGCAAGACUUCGAGGGCAUCCGGGGCAUUGGUUGCUCGAUUGGGUGCGUUGGAGACGGAGCAUUCGGAUGCGGUGGAGGCUUCGUGCAAGGAAGAGCGGCCGGGGCCAAUAAUAGACGACCGGAGGCCAAGAAAGAGAGGCCGGAAGCCGGCAAAUGGUAGGGAGGAGCCCCUCAAUCACGUGGAAGCGGAGCGCCAGAGGAGGGAGAAGCUCAACCAGAGGUUCUAUGCUCUCAGAGCCGUGGUGCCCAACAUCUCCAAGAUGGACAAGGCCUCUCUUCUCGGCGAUGCCAUAUCCUACAUUACUGAACUCCAGAAGAAGCUCAAGGAAAUGGAGGCCGAGAGGGAGCGGUGGCCGGAUUCCCCAUUCAUGGGUCCCAAGAGUGGGGUGCAGUGCCCCGAUAUCGAUGUCCAGGCGGUGCACGAUGAGGUGAUCGUCCGAGUGAGCUGCCCUUUGGACACCCACCCUGUUUCCAAAGUAAUCCAAGUUUUCAAGGAGUCGCAGAUCAAUGUGGUGGAUUCGAAGGUCUCGGCGAGCAACGAAGCAGUCUUGCAUACAUUUGUGGUGAAGUCGCCCGGGUCCGAGCAGCUGACGAGGGAUAAGCUGGUUGCAGCGAUAUCUCGGGAGGCGACGAGUUCGUCCUAACCAUCCAUGGUGAGAUGUAGUUGAAGUAGCUGGGUUGGUAGGGAAGGACUCUGGACUCAAAGUAGGUUGCUUGAAUAUUUUCAUGUCGGUAGUAAUAUAGUUUCAUGCGAUUCGUGCUAUAAUUUUGCGAGCAGCAAAAUUUAUGUGUAAGCCCGCCCACCAUUUUCCCUGUCUUCUUCUGUAAGUCGAUACUCUAAUAAUUCUAUCACCUUAGUUAAAUUUUGUCAUUGGUUACGUCUGUCCUCUGUUAUUGUUUCCUUUGAAUGUUACUGCUACUUGAUUCCAGCUCUCUGCAGUUCCAGUGUAUUGGACUCAAGCUGGGCAUGGAAUACUAGAUUUCGGGAUUCAACUAUUAUUAGCUGCCUAGCAAUUAUUAUGUUCUUCAGGCAAUUCCUCUUUUUGUUUGGCCAUAAACUUCGGAUGGAUUUUUUUUUUUUUCUGGCUCUGUCCGAGCGGUCUCAAUAGAUUGUACAUAACUUAUUAAGAAUUUUAGUAAGCUUCAUGUGAGUUAUAAGAAUCCUUUUAUCUUUGUUCACAAUGUCUCAGUUAUAACAAUUGUAGUGGCUUCAGCAUUGUUCUCAUGCUAGCAGUCCUAAUAGAAUAUAUUUAACUUUUUCACA
Messenger RNA from Elaeis guineensis (African oil palm), 2871 nucleotides. RefSeq names its product transcription factor MTB1-like. NCBI's taxonomy places the organism in Eukaryota, Viridiplantae, Streptophyta, Magnoliopsida, Arecales, Arecaceae. The record is from RefSeq and is a predicted model, not a curated record. Gene Ontology annotation, molecular function: DNA-binding transcription factor activity; protein dimerization activity; transcription cis-regulatory region binding. Gene Ontology annotation, biological process: regulation of DNA-templated transcription. Gene Ontology annotation, cellular component: nucleus.